Molecule: messenger RNA, 1513 nt
Organism: Trichomycterus rosablanca
Lineage: Eukaryota; Metazoa; Chordata; Actinopteri; Siluriformes; Trichomycteridae
Gene: hibch
Product: 3-hydroxyisobutyryl-CoA hydrolase
Exons: 14
Coding region: 65-1213 (382 amino acids)
Biological process (GO): L-valine catabolic process
Cellular component (GO): mitochondrion
Molecular function (GO): 3-hydroxyisobutyryl-CoA hydrolase activity
Source: RefSeq, a predicted model, not a curated record
UAUACCUGCUUGACAUACAGCAGUAGCAGCAGAGACUCAAUUAUUUAAGUCUCGAUAAGUAACGAUGUCGUUCACUGUUUUAUAUAAGACAGUAAGCUUGAGAUCUGCCUAUAGACUACACAGGAUACGAGGACACAUGAUGAGCAGUAGCGCGGGUGCAGAGGUUCUGUUGGAGAGGGUCGGGAACGCAGGCGUGAUCACCUUAAACAGACCCAAAACCCUAAACGCCCUCAACCUCUCCAUGGUCCGACACAUUUACCCCCAGCUGAAGAAAUGGGAGAACGAUCCCGAAACCCAGAUCGUGAUCAUCAAGGGUGCUGGAGACAAAGCUUUCUGCGCUGGAGGAGAUAUCAGAGCUGUUACAGAAGCCGGAAGAGUCGGAGAUUCUCUUGCGCAGGACUUCUUCCGUGAGGAGUACAUCCUGAACAACGCUAUAGGUACCUGUAAGAAACCGUACGUGGCCCUGAUCGACGGGAUCACCAUGGGAGGGGGUGUUGGACUGUCCGUCCAUGGGCGGUUUCGAGUGGCUACGGAGAGGACGCUGUUCGCCAUGCCCGAGACGGCCAUCGGGUUGUUUCCCGACGUUGGAGGCGGCCACUUCCUGCCGAGGCUCCGGGGCAAGCUGGGACUCUUCCUGGCCCUGACGGGGUUUCGCCUCAAGGGUCGAGAUGUGCAAAGAUCCGGGGUCGCCACGCACUUCGUCCAGUCCGAGAAGAUCGCGGCUCUUCAGAAGGACCUAACGGAGCUGAAAUCUCCCUCGGCCGGCGUCGUGGCCCAAGUGCUCGACUCUUAUCAGGAGCAGAGUUCUCUGGAUGUGGAGAAGCCGUUCGUCCUGCAGCAGCACACAGAAGCCAUCGAUGGGCUGUUUGACGGCAGCAGCGUGGAGGAGAUCAUGAAGAACCUGCAACAGGAUGGGUCGGCUUUUGCAAAGAAGCAAGCCGAGACUCUGAUGAAGAUGUCGCCGACCUCGCUGAAACUGACCUUCAGGCAGCUGCAGCUCGGAGCCAAACUGAGUCUGCAGGACGUUCUGGUGAUGGAGUACCGGCUCAGCCAGGCCUGUAUGAGAGGACAUGAUUUCUACGAGGGGGUACGAGCAGUGAUAAUCGAUAAAGAUAACCGUCCUGAGUGGAAACCCUCGACUCUGGCCGGCGUUACCGAACAGGCCCUGGAGGAAAGUUUCACCUCACUGGGAGACAAAGAUCUCACACUGUAAACCACCUCCGUGCAUCCCUCGUCCCUAAUUCGGGCAGAAACCCGAGCAGUCGUAUUUUGUUCUUUAUCGAAAUAGGAAUCGCUGACACGCGCAAUAAAUGUCGAGCUCCCGGAGUAACAGAAUAGCAGCGAAAGUCCUCGUCUGAGACGCUGAACAGAUCUGCUCACCUUAAAAAAAAUAUAUGUUUAUUAGGCGCCACGAGUCUGUAUUUUUCUCCACAACCCAGUUCAACAUCCAGGGUUUGAUCAGAACGAACACGGCACGCUUUGUAUCCUGGAAUAAACGAUGUGUGACACGCCA